Aureobasidium pullulans EXF-150 is the source of this 1005-nucleotide messenger RNA. RefSeq lists its product as uncharacterized. The record is from RefSeq and is a predicted model, not a curated record. Bases 261 to 581 code for a protein of 106 amino acids. NCBI's taxonomy places the organism in Eukaryota, Fungi, Ascomycota, Dothideomycetes, Dothideales, Saccotheciaceae. The transcript has 4 exons.
AUCGAUUUAGUUGUUCCUACACAACCACCACACAUCUAACUCUUUCAAUCGCUUCGGUAUGUUGAUUAUCCUUUCAUUCAACGCGUCGCUAUUCGCAAUUGCGCCCGAAAGACGCGUUUUUGGGUUGCGGUGUUUCCGUCCACCUCUCACCACGCGCGUCACUCAUCGACCAUCACAUCACUUCACAAUUGUCGCAUUACUUCAAUCCAACGUGCAAUUUGCUAACCUCAACUCUGCGACUCAGAUUGAAUCAAAUCAACAUGCCUAAGGAAAGAGCCACCACCCGCAAGACCGCAAAGAAGGACGGCGGCAAGAAGAAGAAGGACCCCAACGCCCCCAAGCGUGGUCUUUCUGCCUACAUGUUCUUCGCCAACGAGCAGCGCGAGAAGGUUCGCGAGGACAACCCCGGCAUCAAGUUCGGCGAUGUUGGCAAGCUCCUCGGAGAGAAGUGGAAGUCUCUUAACGAGAAGCAAAAGACUCCCUACGAGGCCAAGGCUGCCGCCGACAAGAAGCGUUACGAGGAGGAGAAGGCUGCCUACACUGCUGGUGGCGAUGCCGAGGAGGAGGAGGAAGAGGAGUAAAUUACUCCCUUUCCACCCAUCGACAUGAUCAACCUCAUCAACCGUCACGUCUAAUUUUCCUUUUCAUGGCCUUGUCUUACUUUUACCAACAUGGAAUCGCUUCUCAGUUUUUCGAUCAUCUUUUUUCUAUCGCAUGUCUUUUACACGGAUAUGACUGGGGGGCAGGUUUGGGGACGUGGAGCAAACAGAAUGAUACCACUGGCUAAAUCCGGAAUGGGGAUUGUGGUGUUCUUCUACUUAUUUGAGCAGUCGUCGGGAGAAGAGGACAACUCUGAACGGCGAGAGAGAUUACUGUAGGAGCUUUUAUGCUUCUGCUUUUGUUCCGUUGUCGGUUAUCCUUUUUACAACAUCAUGUUAGCUACUGCGUACGCCGACCAUCAAGACAAGAGGCCGCGGCAAUUCAAAGCUCGACGAUUCAUGACAG